Molecule: messenger RNA, 1868 nt
Organism: Quercus lobata
Lineage: Eukaryota; Viridiplantae; Streptophyta; Magnoliopsida; Fagales; Fagaceae
Exons: 12
Coding region: 45-1499 (484 amino acids)
Source: RefSeq, a predicted model, not a curated record
AACACCAUUAGCUAAACUUGCUAGUCCCAACUCGUUGCUUGAAGAUGAUGAUGUGGGUCUUAUCCUGCGCCUCUACUGGUUAUCCUACUCACUCUCUUCGAGCUUCUUUCAAAACCAAAGCUAAAGUUCGUUCAAGCUCUCAAGUCUCGGUCUCUUUGAGUACGCAUCAUCAUCAACAACAACAACAACAGCAACAACUUCUUCUUCAUCAUCAUCAAGACCAUCCCUUUGUACCAGAGGUUGUGAAAGCAGUGGACUCCUUAUAUUCAGAAUUCAGAGCUGUGGAUAAUUUGGUGGCAUGCAAUACCGCCCGUGUUCUAAAAGCUUUCCAGAAUGCUCGAGUUGGAUCUCAUCACUUUGGCGGAUGUACUGGCUAUGGCCAUGAUGAAGCUGGGGGACGUGAAGCACUUGACCAAGCUUUUGCAGAAAUUGUCGGAGCUGAAUCUGCAAUAGUUCGCUCACAGUUUUUUUCAGGUACUCAUGCGAUCACUUGUGCAUUGUUCGCCUUUUUAAGGCCAGGGGAUGAGCUUUUGGCUGUCGCUGGUGCUCCCUAUGACACAUUAGAGGAAGUUAUUGGAAAGAGGGACUCCUAUGGACUGGGUUCUCUGAAAGAUUUUGGAGUGAACUACAGAGAAGUUCCACUUGCUGGGGAUGGUGGACUUGACUGGGAUGCACUUGUGGGUGCUGUUAAACCUCAAACAAGAUGUGCACUCAUACAGAGGUCAUGUGGUUAUUCAUGGCGUCAGAGUUUAAGCGUAAAUGAAAUUGGAAGGGCAAUUAAGACAAUUAAGAUGCAGAAUCCUAAUUGCUUGGUCAUGGUGGAUAAUUGCUAUGGUGAAUUUGUGGAAAGCAUUGAACCCCCAAUGGUGGGUGCAGAUUUGAUUGCAGGCAGUUUGAUAAAAAAUCCUGGUGGAACCAUUGCACCAUGUGGUGGAUAUGUUGCAGGGAAGGAAAAAUGGGUAAAAGCAGCUGCUGCUCGUCUCUCUGCUCCAGGGCUUGGGGUUGAUUGUGGCUCAACUCCCGGUGAUAUUAUGAGAGCUUUUUUCCAGGGGUUAUUCCUUUCGCCUCAAAUGGUUGGUGAGGCAAUCAAGGGAACCUUUCUGGUUGCUGAAGUUAUGUCAUCGAAAGGGUAUAAGGUUCAGCCACUUCCUCGUGUCCAACGCCAUGAUAUAGUUCAGAAAGAAAAAUCAAGAUAUAACGCAAAAGCACUCUGUAAUGAUUUUCAGGCUGUACAGCUCGGAAGCCGUGAGUGUCUUCUUGCUUUCUGUGAGGCUGUUCAGAGAAGCUCUCCAGUUGGCUCAUUUACUAAACCAGUCGCUGGUACAACUCCUGGAUAUGCAUCAGAGGUGAUCUUUGCUGAUGGAACCUUCAUUGAUGGGAGUACAAGUGAGCUCUCAUGUGAUGGACCAUUAAGAGAGCCAUUUGCUGUUUACUGCCAGGGUGGCACCCAUUGGACGCAAUGGGGACUAGUUCUAGGAGAGAUUUUGAAAUCCAUCUAAGCUAAAACCAGUUUCGGGUUGCGAGAGAAACAAGGUCUCACAAUGAUAGACUAUUAGAGACAAUGGCUUUUUUUGACCUGACUGACAGAAUUUCAGUUGAGCUAUAAAGUUGUAGCACUCUCUAGAUUUUUUUGGCAAAAUAGCUAUCUUGACACACAGGAGGUGAUGUCUAACGCACGUCAAUUUGUAUCAGUAUGGAGUUUCACACAUAAUUAGCGUAGGUCUAUUCUUGAAGAACACUUCUACUUGAAAUUGAAUAUCUUGAGUUAUGGAACUUUUCUUUUCUGGGUCAGCUGUUAAGAACAUUCACAUCCCAUUUUGUAUACUUUCUCUAUAUUUGCUCUUUAAAAGGUUACAUUUUUUGCUUUA